Messenger RNA from Theobroma umbraticum, 5569 nucleotides. Its product is annotated as ABC transporter C family member 10-like. Gene Ontology annotation, molecular function: ATP hydrolysis activity; ATP binding; ABC-type transporter activity. The record is from RefSeq and is a predicted model, not a curated record. NCBI's taxonomy places the organism in Eukaryota, Viridiplantae, Streptophyta, Magnoliopsida, Malvales, Malvaceae. Gene Ontology annotation, cellular component: membrane. Gene Ontology annotation, biological process: transmembrane transport.
UUUCAUCAUCACGGUAAGAAACUCAAACGCUCUUUGGACGUGAAUUGUUAUUGUAUUAUGACAUAAAUAUUAGCAUCUUCUUCAUGAUCAAAAAGCCAUUAGGAAAAUGAAUUCCAAGAGAAAGAGCCCGAGAUACAAAGACCAAGACUUACUGAGUUAACAGUGUGGAUUCCAUCGGGAUCAGUGUGCGAUCAUGAUGCAUGCACAAGCAACUUGAACCGGCUUAGCAGUUUGGGUUUGUGGUUGCAUUUUGUCACUUGUUUAGUCUUCAGGUUAAACUAAACAAGACUUUCCUUUCCGAUAUGACUUUGCCUGCCUUGUAUGAGCUCAAUCCUUGCAACUUUAGAUGCUUCUGAUCAAGUUUUGUAAUUCUGACUAUUCACAUCAUCCCUCAUCAUACAAAAUACUCUUAUAAACAAAGUUUGUUUAUACCAGUGCUUCGUGUACCUUUCCUCAUACUAUAAUAAAGAUGGGAGCCCUCUGGAGGACUGAAGAUUAUAUACCAAGGUUUCAAUAGUGGCUCAGUCACUAGUCCUGUCAUGAUGAUGAUGAUGAAAAUAACACCUUUGCAAUUAUAAUACUCUUACUGCAUAUAUAAGUAUAUGGUUGGACCAACUUUAGAAAAACUGUAUCCAAUGUUGAAUGGUCAAGCCCAUCAGUAGCAAUGUGUGCUUUCUGCAUCUUCAUACACAUCCAGUGUAGCCAAUGGAUCCUGGUUUUACUUUAAUGGUCUUGCUUUCAUCAGUCUGGUUGAAGUAAACAACACUACAACUCUGCUCUUUUAUACCUGUUUAUAGCAGAUCUAUUGGGACACAAAAUACAACAUGGAGGGUGCAUGGACUGUCUUCUGCAGUAACUCUGAGAGUUCACAUGGAGUUGGAAAAACAUGCAGUCCUGGUUUUUCGGCUAUACUCAAUCCAUGUACAUGUAUCAAUCAUGCUUUGACAAUUUCUGUUGAUAUCCUGCUUCUGUUAAUUUUCUUAUUGAUACUCAUUUAUAGAUUGUCUAUGAGGAAGGUUACCGCAGCCUCCCAGUCUGAACACGUCUCUUCAUUGCAAAUUCUCUCAGCAGUCUUUAAUGGCAUUUUAGCCAUUGCCUACUUGGUUUUGGGGAUAUGGAUAAUGAAAACAAAGCUAAAAACAGACCAGACAAUACUACCUUUGCAUGAAUGGCUAGUAGUGUUAUUUCAAGGACUGACAUGGUUGCUUUUAGGGUCAUUUGUGAGCCUGAAGAAGCAAAAACUUCCAUGUAUAUCAGCAGUGAAAUCUUGUUCAAUUCUUGGCCUUUUGUAUGCAGGGUUUCUCUGUAUAUCAGCUUUUCGAGAAUCUAUCGUUGAUAGAACAGUUUCAGCUAAGAUAAUUUUGGAUAUUUUAUCUUUUCCUGGAUCAAUUUUACUGUUCCUUUGUGCCUUUGAAGGGGACAAGUGUAAGGUCGCUGAUCUAGAUGAUACGAUUGAUGAUUGCUAUGCACCUUUGCGAGGUGGAGAUCCUGAAGUAACUGAUGGAAUUAGCAUCAUUCAUAAUGUUACGAACUUUGGCAGAGCAGGAUUUUGCAGUACGAUGACCUUUUGGUGGUUGAAUCCAUUACUGAAGCAGGGUAAGGAAAAAAUUCUUGAGGAUCAAGAUAUCCCUCUGUUGCUAGAGGAACAUCGAGCACAAAUGUGCUACUCAAGGUAUAUGGAGCAGCUGAGUAAACAGAAAAAGGAAGGACCAAGUGAUCUGUCCUUGAGAUUGUCACUGAUUUUCUAUUCUCACUGGAAAGCUAUUUUAGUUUCUGGGUUCUUCGCAUUGAUAAAGGUUCUCACAUUGUCCAUGGGCCCAUUGUUCCUUAGAGCCUUUAUUGAGGUUGCAGAAGGAAAAGAAGCCUUCAAGCAUGAGGGUUUUGCACUGGCUGUCGGCCUUUUCUUAACGAAAUGCUUGGAAUCAUUUUCUGAGAGGCAAUGGUUCUUUCGGACAAAGUUGGUAGGACUUCAGGUAAGGUCUUUGCUAUCAGCAGCAAUAUAUCAGAAGCAACUUCGACUAUCAAAUGCUGCUAAAACGACUCAUUCUUCAGGUGAGAUAGUAAAUUAUGUCAAUGUGGAUGCCUACAGAAUAGGUGAGUUUCCAUCUUGGUUACAUCAGAUAUGGUCAACAAGCCUUCAGUUAUGUCUUGCAGUGUGCAUUGUCUACUACACUGUGGGACUUGCAACUGUUGCAGCUUUAAUUGCCAUUAUGUUGACAGUUCUUGCAAGUUCUCCGUUGGCUAAAUUACUACUUAAAUAUCAGAAAAAACUAAUGUUGGCACAAGAUAAGAGGCUAAAGGCCAUCACAGAGGCACUUGCAAAUAUGAAGGUUUUGAAGCUGUAUGCUUGGGAGACACAUUUCAAGAACGUUAUAGAAGGAUUAAGGAAAGAAGAGUUGAAGUGGAUUUCAGGAAUUCUGACACAAAGAGGGUUCCAGGUAGUUCUGUUUUGGUCAUCUCCAGUUAUUGUACCAGCUGUUACUUUCUGGACAUGCUACUUUCUCAGGAUUCAACUCAAUGCUGGAACUGUUUUCACAUUUUUAGCAAGUUUGAAUAUUCUUCAAGAGCCAAUAAGGGUGAUUCCUGAUGUUGUUGGAGUGUUCAUUGAAGCAAAAGUUUCCCUGGAUCGAAUUGUGAAAUUUCUUGAGGCACCAGAGUUGAAUGACAGAGAUUUAUGGCAGGAACACAAUGACAAGGACUUUGAGUACUCCAUUUUCAUCAGCUCUGCUGAAUUUUCUUGGGACACAGAUUUGUCCUCCAAACCGACAUUAAGGAACAUAAAUUUGGUGGUUAAACCAAGAGAAAAGAUUGCUAUUUGUGGAGAAGUUGGCUCAGGCAAAUCAACCCUUUUAGCUUCUGUUCUUGGGGAAGUUCCAAAAGUCCAUGGCAUCGUUCGUAGUUGUGGAAAGAUAGCAUAUGUUUCUCAGACUUCAUGGAUCCAAACUGGCAGUAUACAAGAAAAUAUUCUAUUUGGCUCUGUGAUGGAUCCAGUUAGAUACCAAGAGGUGCUUGAGAAGUGUUGCCUGGUAGAAGAUCUAGAGAUGCUUCCUUUUAGGGACCUCACUGAAAUAGGAGAAAGAGGUGUAAACUUGAGUGGUGGACAGAAACAGAGAGUUCAAUUAGCUCGUGCAUUAUAUCAGGAUGCAGAUAUCUAUCUUCUGGAUGAUCCCUUCAGUGCUGUGGAUGCCCAUACAGCAACAAGUCUCUUUAAUGAAUAUAUCAUUGGAGCUCUCUCAGCGAAGACUGUCUUGCUUGUGACCCACCAAGUGGACUUCCUCCCAGCUUUUGAUUCUAUCUUGUUGAUGGCUGCUGGAGAAAUCAUAGAAGCUGCUACUUAUGAAAAUCUACGUGCUUCAAGUCAGGAAUUCCAAAACCUUGUAAAUGCACAUAAUAAUACUGUUGGCUCUGAGAUACACAUUAACCACUCUACAGGCAGAAGGCCUAUGACAUCCAAAGGAGAGAUCCAGGAUAUAUAUGUUAAGGAUCAGUCAUUUGUCCCUUUGGCAGAGCAAUUGAUUAAGCAAGAAGAAAAAGAAACAGGAGACACAGGUCUCAAGCCUUACAGACAGUAUUUAAGCCAUGACAAGUGCUUUUUAUUUUUCUCCUUUGCAGCUAUAUUCCACAUGAUCUUCAUUAUUGGCCAACUGAUGCAAAACUACUGGUUGGCUGCUAAUGUCCAGAACUCUAAUGUAAACAGACUGAAAUUAGUCACAGUUUACACGGUGAUUGGGAGUGCUGUAGCAAUCUUUUUGCUUCUUCGAUCCUUUUCUGUAGUUCUUUUAGGUUGUGGAGCAUCGCAAUCUAUUUUCUCUACACUUCUGAAAUCCCUUUUCCGGGCACCAAUGUCCUUCUAUGACUCAACUCCUCUGGGGAGGAUACUCAGUCGAGUAUCUUCUGAUUCGAGCAUUGUUGAUCUUGAAGUGCCAUUCAGAUUUGCAAUUGCACUUGGGUCAACCUUGAAUGCCUACUCUAGCUUUGUGAUACUGGCUAUUCUUGCCUGGCCAGUUGUCUUUGUCAUCAUUCCCCUGAUUUUUCUAAGUAUAUUCCUGCAGAGGUACUACCUUGCUUCCUCAAUGGAGUUGAAGAGAAUCAAUGGCACAACAAAGUCUUCAGUUGCCAGUCACCUUGCUGAAUCCAUUGUUGGAGCCAUGACAAUCAGAGCUUUUGGGGAGGGAGAUCGAUUCUUCUUGAAGAAUCUGGGCCUGAUCGAUGCUAAUUCAAGUUCAGACUUCCAUAGCUUUUCUGCAAAUGAGUGGUUAAUCCAACGUCUGGAAAUACCUUGUGCUGUGGUACUUUCUUUGUCAGCACUUGCCAUGACUUUACUUCCUUUUGGAGCAUCUGCCUCUGGGUUCAUUGGAAUGGCAUUGUCUUAUGGCCUCUCAUUGAAUUUAUUCCUUGUUGUUGCCAUCCAAUACCAAUGCGUGCUAGCAAACUUAAUGGUUUCUGUAGAAAGGCUUGAGCAAUACAUGCAUAUUCCGAGUGAAGCUCCGGAAGUAAUUGAAGAUAAUCGGCCUGCCCAUGGUUGGCCUUCUGUUGGUAAAGUGGAGAUUUGCAAUUUGAAGGUUAGAUAUCGACCCAAUGCUCCGCUAGUUCUUAAGGGCAUAAGCUGCAUUUUUGAAGGAGGGCAUAAAAUUGGGAUAGUUGGCCGGACAGGUAGUGGAAAGACAACUCUUAUCAGCGCUUUGUUCCGUUUGGUAGAGCCUUCAGAUGGAAAAAUCAUCAUCGAUGACCUAAAUAUCUCCACAGUCGGGCUUCAUGAUUUGAGAUCACAUUUAGGAAUCAUCCCACAAGAUCCUACUCUUUUUAGUGGCUCUGUCAGAUACAAUCUGGAUCCCUUAUCAGAGCAUAGUGAUUACAAAAUAUGGGAGGUUCUUGAAAAAUGUCAACUUCGAGAGGCUGUUCUAGAGAAAGAGGAAGGCCUGAAUUCCUUGGUUGUACAAGAUGGAUCAAACUGGAGCAUGGGGCAGAGACAAUUAAUUUGUCUGGGACGCGCAUUGCUGAAGAGGAACCAGAUACUAGUACUUGAUGAAGCCACUGCAUCAAUCGAUAAUGCAACUGAUUCUAUCAUCCAGAAAACUAUAAGAACGGAAUUUGCAGACUGCACAGUGAUUACUGUGGCUCAUAGAAUACCAACUGUGAUGGACUGCAAUAUGGUGCUUGGUAUCAGCAAUGGGAAAUUGAUAGAAUAUGAUGAACCAGCAAAGCUGAUGAAUAAACUGGGAUCACUCUUUGGGCAGCUUGUCCAGGAAUAUUGGUCUCGUUCUUCCCAUGAUGAUACCUAUUCAGAAAACUGGUAACCAGACUCUUCCUGGUGGACGGUUGUAAAUUGAAUGAUAAGUUACUUAAGGUUUUAUCCCUGCAAUUUGGCUCGGAGUUGCUGCUGGAACAUAUGCUUGUUUUUUUUUUUUUUUGAAAAUUGGAACAUAUGCUUGUUUAAAGAGUGUGAGCAACUUAUGGAUAAUAGCAGCCAUUGGGAGGUGACACGGAAGGAAUAUUAAUUUGCUUGAGUUUUGUAUGUAAAAUGAACUCAUUGAUAGUUGUAUCACUUAUCACAAAAAGCAAUUCUGCA